AUGCCAGAAGAUUUGGUCAUCUGUCCGGUGGAGCUGUAUGACGUUAUUUUGGGGAUGGACUGGCUGGAGUAUUACAGAGUACAUCUAGAUUGCUACAGAGGUAAAGUGGUCUUCGAGCGAGAUGCAGGGAGGUUGGUGUUUCAAGGAGUGAGACCGACUUCCGGGAGUAUUGUGAUAUUGGUUAUUCAGGCUGAGCAGAUGAUAGAGCGGGGUUGUGAGGCGUAUUUGGCGGCGAUUUCUAUGUCUGAGUCAGGAGGCGAGGUGGCUAUUGGGGAUAUUCGGGUUGCCAGGAGUUUGAGGAUGUGUUUUGGUCGCUGA
Messenger RNA from Microthlaspi erraticum, 318 nucleotides. NCBI's taxonomy places the organism in Eukaryota, Viridiplantae, Streptophyta, Magnoliopsida, Brassicales, Brassicaceae. The record is from the annotation of a GenBank genome assembly.